Messenger RNA from Symbiodinium sp. CCMP2456, 1026 nucleotides. The record is from the annotation of a GenBank genome assembly. Lineage: Eukaryota; Dinophyceae; Suessiales; Symbiodiniaceae.
AUGUACGAAGUCAGCCAAAGGCCGGAGCUGACCUUGGAAGAGGCGAUCGGGUCUGGGGAAGUACCAGAGCCCGAGUUGAUGCGUUUCCAAGGAUGGCUUGCAUGGCGAGGAGGAGACGGACAAAGGCCCGCCCGAAGGAAGGGCGAUAGAGUGGGAACGAACGGAAAAUUUGAAGCCGACUUGUGGAGAGCUACUAUGGAACGGAUCUAUGGAGAAGAUUGGAAGACACAGAUGGAUGCGAAAGAGCUGGCGGAGCUAGCUCCGUCCUCCGGAGAAGAACAGGAAGAGGAGGAGCUCUUGCCGGAAGCCUCGAUCGCUGCGGGUGGUCCCGGGAUGGCUGCUGUGCCGCGCGCUUCGUCGAUCGAGGAAGCGCUGGUUCAGUUGAGUGUUCUGCUCCCCGAAGGGGAAGUCGAGAUGCUGCUGUUCCGUGCUGAAGUGUCUGGGGAGCUCGAAGGAGCCUCAGACCCCUUGAGGCACUUGAAGGUCCGGUUUGGGGAAGAGUUAGCCGAUGGCUCGGACUCUGUAGAGAGCCAGAGAAGGCUAUCAGUCUUGAUUCGAAUGAUCCAAGAGAAAGGAGGUAAGCUGAGCUCUACGGCGGACAAGCUAUUCUCUAGUGAGGAAGGCUCGCCGCCGAGGGCUGCCCCGGCUCAAGUCUCUCCGGUGGCUCGGUCUCUCUUUAAGGGACCCGAGGCUGCUGUGAUGAGUGAGCCCGGGAGGGUUGCGAACCUUGGUGCUCUUGGAGGAGGGCUAGCCGAAGUGCUAAAGAAGCAGACGGAGCUGCUCCAGCUUGCGCUGGAGAAGAAGCCGCCCAAGAGGUCGGUGCAGGAGUUUUACGACCAGUUUGAGGCGACCAUCGCCCUGGCGCAACAUCGGCUGAAGUCUUACGAGCUGAUCUACAAGCGCCACUUGAACGACGGCUCCCUCACGAGAGAUCCCGGCGCAGUGUAUCUGGCUGUGAAGCAGAAACACCUGCUGGAUGAGUGGGAGAGGCUGCAUAAAGGACGCCUCUCCGCUCAUCAAUGGGAG